AUGCCCACACGAUCCGGAACGCAAAGGCGAUCAGCAUCUCCGGCAGAGUCUGACACAAAUUCCAAUAAGAGCUUCGCACCACCCACCACCACCACACGUCGACGCAGAGCCCCCAAAAAGGCCACUCAACCAGCUGCCAAACGUCCACCAGCUACCAAAUGUCCACCAGCAACCAAAUCACGAAAGCGCGCACGCACCGAUGACCACGACACCGUGGACCACGAAGAUCAAGAUCAACUCAAUGACCUCGAAGAUGAAGAUGAUCAGGCCAACACCACCACCCCUAAUCUAACAAACUAUCACCAACUCGGCCUUGAAUGGGGGUUAGCUCGUGCUGAGGACUACCUGGCUGGUCUCAAGCUUCCCAAGAACAAUCGACCUUCAGCAAUUGGCCUUUUUGAAGCACAAGCGCUGCAAUCCAACUACGAGCUAGACAAAACGAUGUUGUGCAUCGCACUGAAGUGCAGCCGAAAAGUACUGGAUGAUCUUUUACUCGAAGGCCCACUCGGUCGAGAACCAAAUAUGUACACAAAUUACCAAACCUACAGCAAUGUUGCUACCAUGACUCAAAUGCCACCCAAGGGAGUCUCACAAGGCUUUCCCGAACGCAACCGCAUUGUAGGAACGACGUGGUCAACUUAUACCGACGACAAACAUGAAGUAUUCACUCCUCGCCUUUUCGAACGUUUAUGUGUUGCGACUAGCGAGGCAUAUGCACUCACUCAAACACCUCUUGGUAUUGUUCCUUCCAAUACCCUUUCCCCGGGCCUCGAACCGCUAACCCAGGAAGAACGAGAGAAAUACAUACCAAUUUUCGAGGGAUUGGUCAACUUAAAGACGGUUGAACACGACUUGCACGAUGGCAGACUCUGGAGGCAUAGCGGCAAAUCCAAAAACCGGACCACACAGCAGUUGAUCAAAACUGAGAUGAGUAAAGUCCUUCGCCAGCUUCACCUCUUGAAGAAUCACUUCGAUUUACAAUUUCACCUGAUGGUUGCCCGCUGGGACCCAGCCUCCCCCAGCACUCACGCCCUCUACCAGGCCGAGCACACCACAUGUCAACGUUGGGCCCGGCUUGAAAAGAAGACACAUUUACUGGAACGGUUUACUUUUGAAUCCACCAAGGCACCACAGCAUCUCCGUUCUACAAACACUGAGCCCAAGCCUGUGUCGGAAGCCGGCGCCCGCCAAGCCCAACGUCGAGGCGAACUAGCAAAGGCAUUGAACGAUUUGAUAUCCCCACAUCUUCGAGGCGGCUCUCAGGGCAAGGGUGACGCACACCCUAAAGUACAAGACCUAGCGACAGCUGUUAAAGCUAAAGAAUUUCGCGGUGGUGUCAAGCUUGCUAUCCACCGAACCCAAGAUAGUGGAAUUACCGACGACAUGCUUAUGAGGGGACCUCGAAAGCUGUCCAAUGAUGAAGUCGACUUAUGGAUCAAUGAUAUCGAGGCAAAACGUUACAACAUUAUCCGAAGCCAACCGGAUCCUGAUUGCAAAUCCUCUGCUGACCCUGAGGACAAGCCCACCCAAUCCGAAGACAAACCUAUCGGAGGAGACAAUGAUACCCUUGAAAACAAUGGAAUCAACCCUGAUUCAGCUAUCCAUUAG
This is a messenger RNA of Melampsora larici-populina 98AG31, 1608 nucleotides long. RefSeq lists its product as uncharacterized. The transcript has 5 exons. Bases 1 to 1608 code for a protein of 535 amino acids. NCBI's taxonomy places the organism in Eukaryota, Fungi, Basidiomycota, Pucciniomycetes, Pucciniales, Melampsoraceae. The record is from RefSeq and is a predicted model, not a curated record.